UCUCAUGGUUAUUUCAUGAGGCAGAUUUCAGCUGAAGAGGGUGCUCCGGCUCCUAAAACUUUUGGUUCUGCAUCUGAUCAGAGUCCUGCUAACACGAGAGCGCCAUGUUUUGCUAGACCCGAAAGUACACCUUGUUUUGCUAGACCGGUGAGAACUGAAUCGGAUUACUCAAGUUCAGUGGUUCAACCAUUGGCUCCAGUGCAGGGUGGUGAAUUUAGUACGCUUGAACCUCCUUCAUUUUCUAGGCCAAGGAAACCGCUACGACGAGUAGACCAACUACAUUCUGAAAUUAAUGGAACUGAGUGGUCUCCGAGGAUGGAUGUCGCGGAAUCAAAAGGAAAAUAUGUUAUCACAGUUGAAGUUCCAGGAGUUAGGAUCAAUGACAUAAGAGUGGAGGUUGAUGAUCAAAAGUUAUCUGUCAAAGGUAGAAGCUCUACUAGCUACUUGACAAUUGCAGGGUCUCCAAAUGCCUCGUUUUCUUCGUAUCACAAGCGCGAGAUACUAUAUGGACCAUGCGAGGCGGUCGGGCCACUCCCUUCCGGCGUGAACAAGGAUCAUAUAUCGGCUGAAUUCCAGGAUGGAUUUCUUCAGAUAAUAAUUCCUAAGAUUUGAAUGAGCAAUAAUGUUGAUUGCAGCCAAAACAUAUUUUGGAGCAUUUGUUUGGUUAUGAUCAUAUCAUAAAUAGAUCAUAAGAUAGGCUAUGUUGUGCUUUGGAAAUGCUUUUAUUUCUUCUGUACCAGUUAUGUCUAUCUAUGUCUUAUUUUAUAUGCCACUAAACAAAAGAAUUUGGCUGAACCUUAGUAUAUACAUAUUUAUGGCUUAAUUUUGAUUGAUCAAGAUAUUAUUGCUGAUCUUA
This is a messenger RNA of Arachis ipaensis, 856 nucleotides long. RefSeq names its product heat shock protein 16. Gene Ontology annotation, biological process: response to heat. NCBI's taxonomy places the organism in Eukaryota, Viridiplantae, Streptophyta, Magnoliopsida, Fabales, Fabaceae. The record is from RefSeq and is a predicted model, not a curated record.